AUGAAUGACUCCGUCGUGCCAAAAUUGUCCUGGGAAGAUGAAGAUCUCCCAGGAGCCAUUCAAAUAUUCAAACAGCAGUGUGAAUUGUACUUCUCCGUGAAAAAUGUCAGAGAGGAGAAACAGGUGGAUCACAUUCUGCUUUUCAUGGGCACCCCUGGCCUCCGCAUGUAUAAUUCAUGGGACUUAGCAGAAAGAGACAGGAAGAACAUCGCAGUUGUGUGGAAUCGGUUUGAAAAGCAGCUUAAACCAAAGUCCAAUUUCAGAGUCGCCCGCCUAUACUUACAGAGAUUUCGCCAGCAAGAGAGUGAAACUGCUGAUAGUUUUGUGUCCAGACUGAAACUACAUGCACAGACUUGCCAAUUUCGCGAUGACAGAGAGUUCGCUGACAGAGUCGUUGAACAAUUCAUUGCUGGCACGCGCCACACAGAGCUCCAAAAGCAGUUACUGGGGCAAGAUGAACUGAAUAUUCAGCAGUGCUUGGACUACGCAAGAACUCAUGAAGCUUCUAUCUCGCACAUGCAACAACUCGCAGGUGUGCGUUCGCAGUUGUCCCCAGCAGUCCACGUAAUCCAACACAAACGAGAUUGCAGGAACUGUGGGAGGAGCCAUUCUUUCUCGUCACGUGAAUCUUGUCCAGCGUAUAAUACGACAUGCAACAGCUGUGGUAAGAAGAACCACUGGUCAAAGAUGUGCCGAUCAAAGCAAGGUGUGCAAGCAUCUCGUGGUCGACAACAGCGUGAUUCAAGCGGUCGCGAUCGCGAACGUCGACAACAGACACGGUCCAUCUCGCAUAAGCGUGGGAAGCAGAGGAGUUCUUCUCGCAAUACACGGACAGCUACUCGUGAUGUGCACUACACUGAUGCGCACACACCGCCUGCCAAGGAUGACACAGGUAGUGAGAGUUUUGACCAGCUGUCAUUAAAUGCUAUCUUCACUUCGCUUGAUGCGAUUUCUGACCAAAGUGAUGACGAAGCAUUUACACGCAUACAGAUCCGUCAAGAUGAACAAGAACGUAUUAUAAACCUCCUUGUUAAGGUUGACACCGGCUCGCAGGUGAACACGAUACCUCUACGCGUAUACCGCCGCAUGUUUCCCUCAAAUCUUGAUGCCGAUGGUUUUCCCCGAAAAGGCCAUCUAAAGGAUACCAGCUGUGUCCUGACAGUAUACAAUGAAACGGCGAUUAAACAUUAUGGAACAGUCACAUUACCCUGUCGUCAUGGUAACACUGGGUGGAUUAAUGCUGACUUCCACGUUUGUGACACCAGCAGACCAGCAAUUCUCGGUUUACGCACAUCAAAAGCGCUUCAACUGGUGGCCCUCACUUUCUCCAUAGAUUCGCGAAGUGUACAAGACAACACACAGCGUGACCCCAUCCGCUCGGUAGCUGACCUGAAGUCGCAAUACCCGCAACAGUUUGACGCGAUCGGUGAUUUCGCUGGAGAGUACCACAUUGUACUAAAUGAUGGCGCCCAUCCUGUGGUGCAUGCUCCCCGUAAGUGCUCAAUCCAUAUCCGCGACGAGCUGAAAGCUGCACUCGAUGACAUGGAAAAACAAGGUGUCAUUCGCCGAGUCACUGAGCCCACCGACUGGGUCAGCAGUCUAGCCAUCUCGCGCAAGGCAAACGGUCAGCUACGCAUAUGCUUAGACCCAAAGGACUUGAACAGUGCAAUCAAACGGUGUCACCACACUACACCUACCGUCCAGGAAAUUACGCACAAGCUCACAGGAGCCACGGUGUUCAGCAAACUGGACGCAAAACAUGGGUAUUGGUCAGUGCAUUUGGAUGCAGAAAGCCAACUGCUGACCACGUUCAACAGCCCGUUUGGAAGGUAUAGCUACAAGCGUAUGCCAUUUGGCCUAGUGAUGAGCCAAGAUGUGUUCCAGCACCGAAUGGACCAGAUCCUAGAGCAGUGCACUGGCGUCAUCGGGAUCGCAGAUGACAUUGUCGUGUUCGGGGACUCACAGCAGUCACAUGAUAGAAAUCUGCACGCCUUGAUGGAGGUUGCAGCUAAGUCAGGUCUGAAAUUCAACAGCAAUAAGUGCUCCAUCAAUCAGGAACGAGUCGUUUUCUUUGGCAUGGUCUAUGACAAACAUGGUGUCCAUCCGGAUCCAGCAAAGGUCCAGGCAGUGAGAUCUAUGCCAACUCCACGCGACAAGACUCAACUCCAGGAAUUUUUGGGGAUGGCUACCUACCUGAGCCCGUUCAUCCCCAAUCUCUCUAGCCGUACAGCAGAUCUUCGUGAGCUUCUUCGGCAAGACAAUGAGUUCGUUUGGUCUGAGAAUCAUCAGCGAGCUAUGGAUGACAUACGCGAUCAGAUCUGUGAGAGUGCUACCCUACGUUACUUUGACCCCAACAAGGAGAGCAUUGUACAGGUAGACGCAUCAUCUCGCGGAUUAGGAGCUACACUUCUCCAAGAUGGAGAACCCAUCGCGUUUGCAUCAAAAGCGCUGAGUGAUGCUGAGACCCGAUAUGCCAACAUUGAACGUGAAAUGCUCGCGGUCGUCUUCGGAUGUGAGCGGUUUCAUAUGUAUGUCUUUGGUAAGCAUUUCACAGUCGAAUCCGAUCAUAAACCGUUGCAAAUGAUCCACCAGAAGCCGCUUACCUCAGCGCCACCGCGUUUACAGCGUAUGUUACUACGCCUCCAGCAGUACGAUUUUAACUUAAUCUACCGCCCAGGGAAGGAAGUCCCAAUUGCUGAUAGUCUGUCGCGGUCUCCAGGAAAUGACAACACGCAUAUCGCACUCGACAUGCAAAUCAACCACAUCCAGUUCACAGAGCAACGAAUUGCAGAUGUUAAGCGAGAAACCGACACGGAUUCAACACUAUCGCAGUUGAAAUGUAUCAUAGGCCAAGGAUGGCCAGAGCGUAUGAAGGACCUUCCAUCUCAGCUCAGACCGUAUUGGUCAUUCCGUGAUGAGCUGUCAGUUGAAGAUGGAAUCAUCAUGAAAGGUCCCCGUGUUGUAGUGCCAAAGUCAAUGCAUGAGUAUGUGUUAGGAAAGUUGCAUGAAGGCCAUCAGGGUUCUACGAAAACGAAGCUACGUGCACGCGAUUGUGUAUAUUGGUUGAAUAUCAAUAGCAAUAUCGAGAGUGUCGUAAACCAGUGCGCGACAUGCCAAAAGCACCAGAGAUCACAGCCUAAGGAGGAGCUACUCCCUCACGAGCUUCCAACACGACCUUGGCAGAUUUUAGGCACAGAUCUGUUCCAUUUCGAAGGUCGCGAGUACCUGAUCAUAGCAGAUUAUUACUCAAAGUUCCCAUUAGUUCGCAGAAUGCCCGUCGAGUGUACAAGCAAAGCUGUCAUUGAAGCUACGCAACAAAUCUUCUCUGAGCAUGGCAUACCCGAGAAGGUUGUAAGUGACAAUGGUCCGCAUUUCGCCUCCUCAGCAUACAAGGAAUUCGCUAGCAAUUGGAAUUUCGCGCACGUCACAUCGUCGCCACAUUUUCCUCAGUCGAAUGGAUUCGUUGAGCGAGCAAUACAGACCAUCAAGCGUACAUUAGCGAAAGCGACAUCGUGCAAGCAGAAUAUCAACAUGGCCCUUCUCUGUUUACGCACAACCCCAAUCGACAGCGAAUUGCCUAGUCCAGCAGAGCUUCUUUGUGGUAGGAAGUUCAAAAGCAACCUGCCCCUAGUGAUACACAACACAUCAUCGCGCAAGGAGCAACAUUACCAGCGUCUACAACAGCGACAAGAUCAACAGAAAGCGUAUCAUGAUCGAUCUGCACACAAUCUGCAGCCGUUGAGACCCUCACAACGCAUUAUGGUCCAAGAUGCACGCACGCAUUUGUGGAUUCCGGGACAAGUUGAAGAAUGUUGUGAUGAGCCUCGUUCGUAUACAGUCGUUACCUCCAAUGGUCGUGAGCUACGUCGCAAUCGACAACAAAUUCGCGAUCUUGAGCCAGCUAAGAAACGCGUAACUUUUGAUGAAACCCCCCACUACGCUAGCACUCCUGAAACGCGGCAACGCGAACAGACACAUGAACAGCAGUCACGUGAUACUAGACCACGUGAUCCCAAAGUUGUAGAGAACAAACACCAGCAAAUGACCAGGUCUGGAAGACUAAUCAGACCCCCAGACAGGUUUACCAUGUAA
Molecule: messenger RNA, 4092 nt
Organism: Lytechinus pictus (painted urchin)
Lineage: Eukaryota; Metazoa; Echinodermata; Echinoidea; Temnopleuroida; Toxopneustidae
Exons: 1
Coding region: 1-4092 (1363 amino acids)
Biological process (GO): DNA integration
Molecular function (GO): nucleic acid binding
Source: RefSeq, a predicted model, not a curated record